Molecule: messenger RNA, 1349 nt
Organism: [Torrubiella] hemipterigena
Lineage: Eukaryota; Fungi; Ascomycota; Sordariomycetes; Hypocreales; Clavicipitaceae
Source: the annotation of a GenBank genome assembly
GUGGAUUUCUAGGAGUUUGAAAGGAGUUCCCUAUUUGUAUGUGAGCAACACGAAAACCUGCACUUUGCCGAGCCCGAAUUCACCAAAAAAAGGGAAAAGCAGUACAGCAGCAGCAACAGCAGCAGCAACAGCAGCAGUCUUUUGUUCUAUUCUCCGAUUCGCUCGAUUGCAAUUGACGACCAUCACAAUAACCUGGUCGCUCGCUUCUUCCAGCAGAUCAUCGCGGGACACGACGACACAUCACAAUGCCUUCGCAAAGAUCGCCACUCCAAUGGCUCUGCAGCCUCCUCUUCCUCAUCGGAGCUGCCAGCGCUCUCAAGUUUGAGCUUGCCGCCCACAGCGGCCACGAGAACCACAACAAGGAGCGCUGCAUCCGCAACUUUGUCCAGACAGACACGCUCGUCGUUGUCAAGUCGAUUGUUGGCGGCCACAAGGGCGACGGCAUGAUGAUUAACAUUGCCGUCCGCGAUACCCUCGGCAACGAAUACGGCCGCGCCAGAGACGUUGUUGGCGAGUCCAAGACCAUCUUUACUUCCCACGCUGACGCUGCCUUUGAUGUCUGCUACGAGAACCUCCUGUCUGGUUCCCGCCACCCUACCCCUUCCACCCGUGACAUCGAGCUCGACAUCGACAUUGGCGCCGACGCCAAGGACUGGUCCGCCAUCCAGGCCGACGAGAAGCUCAAGCCCGUCGAGGCCGACCUGCGCCGCAUCGAGGAACUUACCGGCGAAAUCGUCCACGAGAUGGAAUACCUCCGCCAGCGUGAACAGAAGCUCCGUGACACCAACGAGAGCACCAACAGCCGUGUCAAGUGGUUCGGUGUCCUUACUACCUGGCUGCUCGUCGGUCUCUGGGCCUGGCAGAUCAUGUACCUCCGCGCCUACUUCCGCUCCAAGCACUUGAUCUAAGCAGACUGACUUCUUUCUUGGUUUUGGCGGUUUACAAAAAUACGGGACGAAGUGGGGUGUAGAACUACUUGACUUUGGUGCGCUUUUUCUCACGCGACAUUUUGGGCGUUUUUUUUCCUUCAAGUACAACAAGACGAGGGGAUCCUUGUUCACCUGACGAUCUGGAUGAAUGAAGAGUAGCUGGCCGCUCUCGGUGCGUUAAUGGAGAGUCGGCAUGCAAAGGAAGAAAACGGGGAGAAACUAGGUCAAAAUGGCAUGCAUGCAUACAUGGGUUUGAAAUGACUAUCAAGACGGGGGCGAGCUGGGAAGGGAAUCCAAAUAAAUACAUAAUCAACUGUCGAUGUAGCGGGCUGCUGCUAUACUAAGACUUAUCUAACUGACUGAGCUGUUGAUAUGUACGGCAGCAGCUCGGGGUGUGUUAAUACUUGAAAAAAAUUUUGC